Astyanax mexicanus (Mexican tetra) is the source of this 1640-nucleotide messenger RNA. Its product is annotated as collagen alpha-2(IV) chain-like. The record is from RefSeq and is a predicted model, not a curated record. The transcript is spliced from 5 exons. The coding region runs from base 939 to 1640 and encodes 233 amino acids. Lineage: Eukaryota; Metazoa; Chordata; Actinopteri; Characiformes; Acestrorhamphidae.
AGGAAAUGGAACAUGAACACUCAGACUACACAACAUUUUUGUCCCUCACGAUGUUCACUAUGUCAGAUUAAGCAGUUAUCUUCGCUUUGUGUCGUUCUCGGGGGACUGGCAACACUACACGAUAGUAACCAAAUAAUCAUCGCCGGCGUCCUUGCGAGAGUUCGUAGGUCAUCGCGGCGGAGAGGCAUAGAAUCUGACGAUCAUCAAUCCUGGCCACAGAAACGCUUUGCGUGAUGGAUGCGCUUUUGUGCUCAGAAAAACGCAAAAAGAAGAGGAAGAAGCCACUGUGGGCUCGAUCCUGGGCUUUGAUUACUCUGUUAAACUAGGCGAUAAAAUACUAACUUAGUGAACUAAAGCUAGGCUAAGUAAACAAAACUGUAAUAAAAAAAUGUUUUAAAGUUAAUCGAUUGCCGGUUGUUAAUCUACACAGAUUUCUCUCCUGAAAACUGUUUACUGGGUGAGGAAAGAGCUUCUGCUUAUUUACAGUAAGAUUAGAGUCUUAGCGGGUAAUGCUAAUGCUGCUCCAGUAGUGCUAGCUGGGUUUAGCAGCAGGCUACCGGUUGAUAAUACUCACCUCUGAACAGGGAACUAGUUAAACUUCACUGUAACUCCUGUAUAACUCUGUACUUCAGUGGAGUGUCUUUACUGCUCCUUAAUACCUGACUGAUAGAAUUCAUACAUAAGGAGCACCGGAUUAUAAGGAGCUCUGAUGAUGAUUUUGGGAAAAAUUAAAGGAUUUUAGGUGCAGCUUAUAGUGCGAAAAAAACAAUAAUAAAUCCUGGCUGAGGCCUAUCCAUAACUCCAGUUGUUAGGUGCAGGAUUCAUCGUCUUCCUGAAUUAUAUUAAUUAAUUUUUUUAAAUGUUUAAAAUAAACUAAUUUAGAAGAGAGCUGAAGAUCCUGUUGGAAAGUGAGGAGGCUCCAGAAGAUCCUCUCUGAGAUGUCGUCGUCUGAGAAGACGGAGGACGUCUACCAGACCCUGAACCAGCCUUCAGUAGUGAAGAACCUCCACCCAGAACCCGGAUCAGAGAGGAGCAGCAAGCUGAUGAUGAUGCUGAUGAUCUUUAACUCUCUGUUAUUGAUCGCUGUAUUGAUCCUGAUCGGACUCUUUUACAGGCCGGUAUUGGAGGAGAAUAAAGGGGCGUGGCUUCUUUAUGACAAUUCUUUCUACCUUAUCUGGGAGGCGGAGGGGAACUGUACUAAAGCAGCGAACUACUGUAGCGCCAAAGCAUCCAACAUCAGACUCGCUGUACUCACACCUAAACUGAGGGACUGGAUAAUUGCUCAGGCUAAAGGAAGGAAGCUACUGGUUGCAGAGGAUGAGAGUGUGAGUGGGUGUAAACUGGUUGGAGAUCAGGUGAGCUUGGAGACGCCGUUCAUCCCUGGAGAAGAACAAGGCUGGGUGUGUGAACACCUUCACCAGGUAGAGGCUUUACAGGAAAUACCUGGCCCACCUGGACAAUUUGGGAUUCCUGACCCACCUGGACCACCUGGACGAGAUUGGUUUCCUUGCCUACCUGGACCACCUGGAACACCUGGACCACCUGGACCACCUGGACAAGAUGGGUUUCCUGGACCGCCUGGAACACCUGGAACACCUGGAACACCUGGACAAGAUGGGUUACCUGGACUACCUGGAUAA